GAAGUACAUGAACGAUGUGCUUCGGACGGCUUCGCUCCAGCCCUUCUGGGUUUCGAACAGCUACCAGGCGGAUGGUACAUGAUUGUGAUGGAGAUGAUCACGGAUGAUUACUGUCGUCUCCAGGAUAUUACCGUCCCUUACCCUCAUCAUGAUGCGCUCGCUACGGAACUCCAGUCUCUUUCAUCGAGGAGGUUAUGUUCACGGAGACAUCCGGGAUACAAAUAUUAUGGUAAAAAAGGACUUCAGCCCUGGAUUCAUGUUGGUGGAUUUCGACUGGUCUGGAACGAUAGGCGAAGCCCGAUACCCAGUGAACGUAUAUCAAGGAGAACGUCUCUGGAGACCUGAUGGAGCGGAAGACGGACAGUUGGUCAUGCCCGAACAUGAUAUGCAGAUGUUGUACGCCAUCUUUCCAGAAGGCACCUUUGUUUGAGAGUGAGUAACUAGUACGGUUGACCAGUAUUGAUUUUACUAGAUUUGUAUUACAUUCCGUAGAUUACUUAUCUGCUGGUUCCCUGGUCGAUGCACGUGAACGACAUUGUGCCACCACCGACUCGGAAGCGUGCGAAGGGGAGGACA
This is a messenger RNA of Suillus plorans, 576 nucleotides long. RefSeq lists its product as uncharacterized. Bases 104 to 430 code for a protein of 108 amino acids. Lineage: Eukaryota; Fungi; Basidiomycota; Agaricomycetes; Boletales; Suillaceae. The record is from RefSeq and is a predicted model, not a curated record. The transcript is spliced from 2 exons.